Amborella trichopoda is the source of this 3449-nucleotide messenger RNA. RefSeq names its product Tetratricopeptide repeat (TPR)-like superfamily protein (gene ATSPO22). The record is from RefSeq and is a predicted model, not a curated record. Gene Ontology annotation, biological process: meiotic cell cycle; regulation of synaptonemal complex assembly. NCBI's taxonomy places the organism in Eukaryota, Viridiplantae, Streptophyta, Magnoliopsida, Amborellales, Amborellaceae. Gene Ontology annotation, molecular function: protein binding.
UCUCUCGUCUCUCUCUGCAAUCAGAGCAAAUUUCGCAGGUUUUCCCGCUUCUUACAUUGAGGGAAUUACUCUCUUUUCGCUCCAAAAUCUCUCUCUCUCUCCUAGACAAGCUUCACAGGUGUUCCUGCUUCAUACAUUGUGGGAAUCUCUCUCUACUGUUAAGUAACUUUAGCUCUUUCUUGAACUUCCAACUCUCCCUCUCUCUCUCUCUCUCUACCUACAUUCCUCUGAUUUUGCAGCCAGCAAACAAGAAUGCGGAUCUCAGAGGUUUCCCCUGAAACCAAACCCUCAGGCCUGAACCUUCUCGACCUUCAAACUUCUCUCCUCUCAGAGAUUGAAGCUUCAAUCCAAGAAAUCGAAAGCAUCUCACCAAGUGACUUGACUUCAUCAAACACUUUACUACCAGAGUUCUCGUCUAAGCUUAGAAAGCUUCUCUCUCGCCUUAACUCUGCCCUUCCUUUACCAGAGAACCAGAAGCUCCAAGCAUGGAAGCUAAGCUACAGGCUCUGGAACGCCAGUGUCGACCUCACAAACUCUCGACCAGUUGUUGCCGGAAAAUUUUCAGGCCAAGAAUUACGGCCAAAAUCUGAUGAGGAACAAGCAAAGCUUCGCCAGAUAGCCACAGAUAUCCUGGUUUUGGCCGGAAAUCCAUCUGGAAUUCCAUCUCCGACCAUUAAAGCUGCAUCCUUCUGUUAUAAAACAGGCCUGAUAUGGCAUGACCUGAAAAGGUACGACCUAGCCGCUUCUUGCUUCGAAAGGGUGGCUGAUCUAGCCGGAAAACUGGUAUCCGGCGAGUUUUCCGGUGAUGAGGAGCAGGAGCUUCUCUUCGAUCUCCAGAUUGCUCGCUCUGCAACUGCAUGGGACUCAUCUCAGAAGCCUUUAGCCCUAACCUUUAUUGCUCGAGCUCAAAAUCUCCUCUCUCAAAACCCGAACCCUCGCUCUGGCGGCCAUUACAAGCUCGCAAACCAGUUCUUCAAAUUUGGGAAGUCCCUUCUCUCCAACGAGAACAAAACCAGUGGAUCGAGAGGAUCUGAGCCAUUGAAGCUCUUAUCCGACGGUCUUGAUCUAUGCGAAAAGGGCAUCUCUCUCUGCUCAACCAGAGAAGCACUAGAAAUCGAAGCCCUGAAAUCUCUUCGUUCAAAGUGCCUGAAAUUCAUGGCCGCCGUACAUUUACAGAGAGAGGAGUACGAAAGCGUGAUGAAAUGUGUCAGGGUCGUGUAUGAUAAAGCGGAUUCAGGGGUUGCGUAUAUGGCUUUGAAGGGGUGGUUAGGACUUGGAGAGAGAGAGAAAGCAGAGAGAGAACUCAUCAAAGCGCUGGAGAACAGGUGGUGGAGCAAUGAGCUGGUGGCUGAGGCGGUUUCAGAGGUUGUCUAUGGCGGUGGUGGGGAGGUUGUGCAUGGUGAGGAGGUGGCGACGAGGUUGUGCAUGACGGUGGCGGAUAGAAUGGGGGCUGGGGCGAUGGUGAGGGUGGUGGAGAGGUUGUGUACGGUGGGAAGAGGAGAGACAGUGGGGACAGUGGCGGGAGAGGAGAGAGUGGUGGCGGUUUUUGCAGGGAAGGGGAGAGAGAAAGAGAGGACCGCCAUGCAUGCGGUAUUAUGGAAUUGUGCAGCAGAGUAUUUCAGGGCGAAGAAUUACAGGAAGAGCUCCGAAAUAUUCGACAAGUGCAUGCUUUACAUAGCGUACGACAUGGAGAGCCGUGUGCUGAGGGCCAAAUGCCUUCGUGCCCUUUGCCUCUGCCACCUGGCUCUCUGUCUCUAUGAUCAAGCUGAUGAAUACAUUUCUGAAGCCCAGAAGCUCGAACCAAACAUUGUCUCUGGGUUUCUCAAGUUCAAAAUCUACCUGCAAAAACAAGACCAAGCCCAAGCAAUCUCUCAAGUUCAAAGCAUGCCACAAUGCCCAGACUUCGACCCUGAAUUCCUCACUCUAGCUGCACAUGAGGCCACAGCUUGCCAAGCCAUACCAGUGGCCAUUGCCUCUCUCUCCUCUCUCUUAAGCCUCUACUCGCCAGAAACCUCCCUCAGCUCACCAGAAAACCCCCUAAACUCGCCAGAAAAGUUGCACACAUUGCCAGAAGUUGCAGUCAUUCGAAACCUCAUCACUCUCCAUCUCAAGAAUUCAUCCACUGAAAACCCAAGAGAGAUCUUACUCCUUUUGAGGAGAGCCAAUACCAGGAUGAAUCAAAUUGGGUUGGAGAGAUUCUUCGGAAAAGGCAGCUUGGGCUCUCGAGAGCUCAAGUGGUUCGCCGGAAUUUCAUGGAAUUCAGGCAUGAAGGCCGGAAAAGAGAGGGAAUACAAAGAGACAGCUGAGUUCUUAGAGGUGGGUGUUGCAUUCUAUGUAGCAUUAGAGGAUGGGGAUGAGAGAGAAAGCAAGACCAUGGUUUGUAAGUGUUUGAUAAUUGGAGCAGCGGCCGCAAUCACAAGAGAGAAGAUUGGUGGUGACAAAUUGCAUGAAUCUGAUAUCAAGAAGGUGGCUUCACUUUUAGAGAGGGCCGGAAAGCUUCUACCAUCAAUGAGCCAAUCCCUCGGCCCCGACUUCUUCUUCCUCUACACCUUCAACUCCUACGAGCUCCAUGGCCAUCUCAACGACCCCAAAUCCCAAACCCAAAUCCUAAAAACCUUCAUCUCCUCUCCCAUCUGUAACCCGAACCAUCUCCUCCACCUUGGCCUCAAUGCAUGCGAUGGGCCUCGCCCCAAUAUUGAGGCAGCAACCCUAUCCCUAGAUUCAUGCCUGAACUCUCUCCUCUCCUGUGCUUCGCCCGAUUACCAUAAAGUCGCUCUCGUCUUUCGAAAAUUGGCGGGAAUCGCUGGAUAUGAAGAUGGGGCUCUUGGGGUUUAUGAGAAAGCAAGGCAGGUGAUUGUGGGGUUGAAGGAAGGGGAGUAUCCAAGUGAAGAGGCUAAGUGGCUUGCUAUCAUGGCUUGGAACAAGGCUGGUCCUCAUUUGAGGUUCGGAAGAAAUGGGGUUGGUGAGAGGUGGAUGAGGUUGGGUUUGCAGAUUGCUAUGCUUGUGAAGGGGAUGGAGGGUUAUGUGGGGGAGAUGAACAAGUGGGUUGAGCAGAUGGAGAGGGCAAAAGUGGAGGAUCAGAGAGAGGAGAGAGAAAGCAGGCUUUGAUAUCAUUGUAAUACAGGUUGGUGACUCAAUGCUUGACACUCAUGGGGUACAUAAGGCUUGUGUUCCAUCUCUCCCUAGAUUCAUGAGGCAUAUGAUGUUAAUAAUCUCUCUCUCUGAUGCCUAUAUUCGAUCUCUCUGUGAUUGAAUACAUGAGAAUAUAGGGCACAUACUGCAUAUCUUCCAUCUCUCUCUCUCUCUGUGCAUACGGCAUAUGUUCCAUCUCUCUCUCUGUACAUACUGCAUAUGUUCAGUCUCUCUCUGUACAUACUGCAUAUGUUCCAUCUCUCUCUCGGGUUUUUUAUCGUAGAAGAAUGAAGAGGAAUUCAGUUUUCUCUCUCCCU